Messenger RNA from Amaranthus tricolor (Joseph's coat), 2004 nucleotides. RefSeq lists its product as uncharacterized. Lineage: Eukaryota; Viridiplantae; Streptophyta; Magnoliopsida; Caryophyllales; Amaranthaceae. The record is from RefSeq and is a predicted model, not a curated record. Bases 1 to 2004 code for a protein of 667 amino acids. The transcript has 2 exons.
AUGGCAGACCAAAUAAAAAAUCUGCAAGAACGAAUCGAACCCCAUCAUGAGAUACCGAAAUCCCAUGAAUCUCAGGAUAGGAACUGGGGGAUGUCACGUUCCAGCAGAAGAAAUAAGAAAAGACGGGAGAGAUCAAGGACCCAUACAAGUCUCAACAGAAGUGACCCUCGAGAUAACGAAUCUAAGACCGCCUCUCGAGACGUCCGUACUUACCUAGAAAGCAAGAAGCAAAGGGCGUCCGAAAGUGUUCAAUCACUGGUGGACAGAAGAAGAGAAGAAAAGAAGAAAGCGCAGCUCACGGGAUCUAGUCAACCCACCAGCCCCAUCACGAUGCCGCGGAAUGAGGCCGGCAAGGAUAAUCUUUCUGAAGACUCCAUGCCAAUAAAAUCUCCACCGGCUCCGGGAAUACUGGAUACUCCCAACCCGACGAAGAUAAAGAUCCUGAUUAUGACGGCCUUCGAUGGAACGUCCUGCCCAGAGGAACACUUGAUGGCCUACAAGAACUUGAUGCUGCUAUACACCACCAACCCAGCAUUGUGGUUCAAAUUCUUCCCGACUACUCUCACAGGAGUAGCCUUGACGUGGUAUACCUCCCUUCCAGGAGGAAGUAUCCACAAUUUUGCCCAAUUAGAAGGCAAAUUCCUAGGUCACUUUGUAGCAUCCAGAAGGCAGGAGAAAUCGAACUUCCACUUGCUUAGCAUAACACAAUUGAAAGGGGAAUCCAUAUCUUCAUAUUUGAAGAAGUUCCACGAAGCAGUGCUGGAAGUAACUGACUUGGAAGAAUCGGUCGCAUUAAACGCCCUAAUCAAUGCUCACGACCCCAAAAAACGAAAAUCAGAGAAGAAGGAUCCCAUAUCCUCCCAUCAAUCCUCAAGGAACAGAGAGGAACAUACAUCGAGAAGAGAUAGAAACUACAUGCCGCGUCGUCCAGAACCACCCUCAGACAUGGGAUCUCCACGAUCCAGACAUGUAUAUGUCGCUCAAGGGGAGCCCAGGACGCGGAAUUUGCUAGAUGGAGGUAACGACCCGAUGUUCAAUCGCAACAGAAAAGACAUAUUCUUCGUCGUUCGGGACGAGUUGCCAACUCCGCCUCCUACUACCACCCCCUCUAAUCGUCGCAACUACAAUUUGUGGUACGACUACCACAAAGAACAUGGCCACACCUUGGCCCAAUGUCGCGAACUCAAACGUAUCCUGCAUCAGUUGGCCGACGAGGGGAAGCUAUCGAGGUUCAUCAACCGGAAGAAUUAUGACACAAAAGGUGAAGCGGAAAGAAGACAUUGGAACCAAAAACGCAGAUCCCCUAGAAGAGACGAGGCUAGGCGCGAAAGUUCCAACACGCAGGGAACCAUCAACAUGAUUUUCGGCGGUUACACCGAGGAAUACACUACCAUCCGCGCCGUGAGAGAUAGCGUCCAUAUUCUGCUAAAAGGACCUCCAAAAACCACAUCAAGCGGACCGACCAUGAGGUUUGAUGCUACUACCUCUCAACCACUACAACAACCACACACAGACCCUCUAGUAGUCACCCUCAAAGUUGGGCAAAUGAAGGUCAAGAGAGUGUUGGUAGAUACUGGAAGCACGGCUGAUCUUAUAACUAUGGAAUGCCUAAAAAAGAUGAUGUUCGAAGAAAAAAACUUGCAACCCCUCGAUAAACCUCUGAUCAGGUUUGGGGGAAAUCAAGUCAUUCCACUGGAAACGAUCAUACUCCCCGUGCGGGUAGGGGAAAGAAGCGGAAGCAGAACAAUGCCCAUACGAUUCACGGUAGUGGAUCUGAUGUUCCCCUACAACGCCAUCAUCGGACUCCCACUCUUACUACAAUUCGAGCAGGAUGACGGAAAAGUUGGCAUCCUCAAGGGAGAUCAGGUGACUGCACGACAAUGCCUCGUCAACACCCUGAAGCGAGGAACUUUCGCCAUCCUCUCUAAAAGAGAGAGGGAAGAAAACUCUCCAACUGUCAUGAGCGUGUAUCUGGAGAACCCCAACACGCAUGAAAGGCCUUAG